Molecule: messenger RNA, 1961 nt
Organism: Leptomonas pyrrhocoris
Lineage: Eukaryota; Euglenozoa; Kinetoplastea; Trypanosomatida; Trypanosomatidae
Exons: 1
Coding region: 201-1961 (586 amino acids)
Source: RefSeq, a predicted model, not a curated record
GAAUAGAACUACGAAAAAAAGAUUUCGACGUUUAACACGCGCACACAGGCUUCGAUAUCGCCUUUCCGGUUUUGUUUUUCGCUUCGAAUCCGUUUCAGGUGUGCCUCUACCGUCAAGCGUCUGUAGUUUACUCAGUCACCGCCUACAGACAUAACUGGUAAUACGAGAAGAAAGAAGGGUAAGACCUAUUUCUUCUCAAUAUGGCUCCCAAACGCAAGGCUACUGCGAAGUCCGCCACGCCUGCGGACGAGGUCGAGGGUCACGGCAACGAGGAGACGAUGGACGUCGAGACGCACGUGGAGGCGGAGUCUGCCUCGCAGGCAGCCCCGGAAGAGUCCAGCCACGUCGCUGCGGCUGCGGCAGAAGCGGCAGCGCCGUACACCCCUGUCCCGGUCAGUGGCUCCACCACAGAGAUCUACAGCCAGUUGCAGACCAUCCUGUCAGCGGACAGUAGCAAGGUGAACUACUACCUGCCGCAGCUGCUUGAGCUGGUGCAGGCGUCGGAGUCGGCGGAGACGCCCCUCCUCAUGCGGGUGCGCUUCGUCGAGUUUGUCGGACACCACGUCUCGCAGGUGCGCGACAACAACGCGCUGCGCAAGGUCGUCACCUCUCUUGUAAAGAUCGUCGGCGGGGAGGACAACACACCGCAGCUGCUGACGGCCGCGGUGCAGGCUUUUGCCGGCCUUGGUCCGGUGUCGGUGGUGGACAAGAACUGGGAGUACCUCGCGCGGGAGGGGGCAGAUGUGCUGAUGCAGGUGAUGAUUGACCGUGAGGCCUUCCCGGAGAGCGUGCGUCAGGCGGCGGCCAAGUCGCUCGACUCGCUGACCAACACCGCCUUCCGCUCCGUCCUGGCGAAGCUGCUCCACUGGCUCAGCCUCGAUCGCGAGGACGACGACGAGGAGCAGAUCUCGAAGGAGCGACACAUGGCCCUCACCCGCCUCUCGCGCGUGGUGAUGGCGCCCGCAAUGCAGCGCCAGCACUGGAACGAGGAGAUGGAAAAGUACGCAGAGCCGCUGCUGCAGCGCGUGCUUGGCACCGUCAACAUGCGGGAGUUUGCGCAGCUCGCACGCAUCUGCGCCAGUCUGCCGAUGAACAAGAGCAAGGGCAACCUUCCGCUGCUCGAGUGGUACGUCAGCACGCACCGGCUGAAGGACGAGCGCGACGUGGAGGCGGUGGCGAUCAUUGGCCGCCACAUCGCCAGCACCGUCGAGUACGACCUCACCUCGGCACUCGAGGCCGCGGGCCUCCUGGGCAACGACGUAAGCGGCGCCGACGACCACAGCGUGAGCGUGGCGAAGGUGAUCCUCCUCGCCAGCCGACUCGCGCCAGCUGAGGCGGCCGAGAAGCUGUACACCUACGUGAACAACCAGGUAGCGGCGAUGAUGGCUGACAUGCACGCCACGCUGACCUCCUUCAACCUCGUGACAGUCGAGGCGCUGCUCUUCGCCGCCGUCGCCGUCGCCCGCAAGCGACCGGCCGAGGCGCUGCAGAAGCUGAACAACGACGCCUUCAACGCGAGCGCAGUGGCGGCGGCUCAGGCGGCAACCACGCUGCACCACGAGGUAGUCUUUGCGGUGAAGAAGGCAGCGACGAACAAGGAGGCGACCGCGGUGGACGCAGAUGCGGCGGCCAGCCUUCUCAACAUCAAGACGAUACUGGAGGCCUUUGCGGCCAAGCGGCUGCCGCUAGCCGAGUUGCACGAGAGCUGGACACGCGGCGCCAACCCGAUGCCGGCGAUGAAGCGCAGCCGCGACGAACCGCGUGGCACCAUGCCGCCGCCGCCAGGCUCGCGCGCUGCCGAGGCCGUCGCACAGAAGCGCCACAGCAGCUCGCACCAGCAGGAACGCAAGCGUCCGCACAACGACCAUGUUGACCGCAGCCGGGGACGCAACCCAAACAACAGCGGCGACCGCAGCCACGACCGCAACGGCCGUCGCCCGCGCCGCGAUAACCGCCAUUAA